Molecule: messenger RNA, 3177 nt
Organism: Hemibagrus wyckioides
Lineage: Eukaryota; Metazoa; Chordata; Actinopteri; Siluriformes; Bagridae
Gene: adsl
Product: adenylosuccinate lyase
Exons: 13
Coding region: 82-1500 (472 amino acids)
Biological process (GO): 'de novo' AMP biosynthetic process
Cellular component (GO): cytosol
Molecular function (GO): N6-(1,2-dicarboxyethyl)AMP AMP-lyase (fumarate-forming) activity; (S)-2-(5-amino-1-(5-phospho-D-ribosyl)imidazole-4-carboxamido) succinate lyase (fumarate-forming) activity
Source: RefSeq, a predicted model, not a curated record
AAUACAUACAAGAAGAAGAAGAAGAAGAAGGAAACGUGGUGUUGUUCAGUGUCCAUUGUAAACUUUAGAAAUCCUUCAGCGAUGGCCAGCCCUGUGGAGGACAAGUACCGCUCUCCGCUGGUCUCCCGCUACGCCAGCAAGGAAAUGGCUUAUAACUUCAGUGAUAAAAGGAAGUUCAUAACAUGGAGAAGGCUGUGGAUUUAUUUGGCCCAAUCAGAGAAGGAGCUGGGGCUGCCUAUCACUGAUGAGCAGGUAAAAGAGAUGGAGGAUCACGUGGAGGACAUCAACUUUGCCAUGGCAGCUGAGGAGGAGCGCAAACUUCGACAUGAUGUCAUGGCCCACGUCCACACCUUUGCCUACUGCUGCCCUACUGCAGCUCCCAUCAUCCAUCUAGGGGCAACGUCCUGUUAUGUGGGAGACAACACAGACCUGAUUAUGCUUCGUGAUGGAUUUGGACUCCUGCUGCCCAAGUUGGCCUGUGUUAUUCACAGAUUGGCUGAUUUUGCAGAAAAAUAUGCCGACUUGCCAACUCUGGGCUUCACCCACUACCAGCCAGCUCAGCUGACUACAGUGGGCAAGAGAGCAUGUUUGUGGCUGCAGGAUCUGGUCAUGGACAUGCGCAACCUUGAGAGAGCUCAAGGAGAUCUGCGGUUCCGAGGGGUGAAGGGGACCACCGGGACUCAAGCCAGCUUCCUGCAGCUCUUUGAGGGGGAUCAUGAAAAGGUAGAGAAACUGGAUAGAAUGGUGACUGAAAAGGCUGGAUUUAAAAAGUCAUAUAUAGUGACGGGACAGACGUACAGCCGUAAAGUGGACGUUGACUGUCUGACUGUGCUGGCUAGCCUGGGAGCCACUGUACACAAGAUUUGUACUGAUAUCCGUCUACUGGCUAACCUGAAGGAGAUUGAGGAACCGUUCGAGAAAGAGCAGAUAGGUUCAAGCGCUAUGCCGUAUAAGAGGAACCCGAUGCGUGCAGAGCGCUGCUGUAGUCUCGCUCGGCACCUGAUCGCUCUGGUGUCUGAUCCUCUGCAUACUGCCUCGGUACAGUGGCUGGAAAGAACUCUGGAUGAUAGUGCAAACAGGAGAAUCUCUCUGCCCGAGUCCUUCCUCACAGCUGACAUCAUCCUCAGCACCCUACAGAAUAUAACUGAGGGUCUGGUGGUCUAUCCUAAGGUGAUCGAGAGGCACAUCCGCCAUGAGCUUCCCUUUAUGGCCACUGAGAACAUCAUAAUGGCCAUGGUAAAGGCAGGAGGGAACAGGCAGGAUUGCCACGAGAAGAUCCGGGUGUUGUCUCAGGAGGCAGCGGCUGUGGUGAAGCAGGAAGGAGGAGAUAAUGACUUCCUUGCUCGAGUGCUGGCUGAUCCAUACUUUGCUCCUAUAAUUAACCAGCUAGAUGCCCUUCUGGAACCUAAAACCUUCAUUGGCAGAGCCCCACAACAGGUUUACUCACUUACUCUCACACAUCUGUACCAAAGGCCAAAGGCUAUUCAGCUCCUUGCCUGAUUCCUUUCACGUAAUACCAUCUAUCCAGCUGAGGUUGCCAGAUUUCUCUCUGAAGAGGUUAAACCUGUGCUCGAGCCCUAUAAGAGUAAGCUGGAUGUUACGAUUGAACUGGAGCUCUGACGCACACAAACGCACGUCCUUGAAAACCUGCCCACAAAGCUGCAAAACAGUGACUUCAGCCGUUCAUCUGCUGUGUUUCAUAUCAAUGAGAUUUUUACAGCACGUUUGGGCACUGCAAGGAUAAUCAAGGCUCAAUACUUGAAUUCCAUGAUUUUCUUUUUAGUAUUAUUGUUUUGGGAUUCAUUUCAAAACAUCAAUCAGUAUUUAAAUAAAAAGAGCUAAAUGGGUAGAUGGAAUUUAUCAGUAAUAUGUAAUUAGGUGUUUACAGGUACACUGGGACAAUGUGGUCUGGACUUUUGAGGGCAGUAAUAAGGUGUGUAGUUAAUCAGUGCCAGAACAUCACAGAAAGGCAAAUAUACCCUCAGGUCCAGGGUGAAGAAAUAGUACACCAUCUGACAUAUUUUAAAAGGACAUUAAAUAUAAGACUAAAAUUAAGGUUUAAAAAAAAUACACUAUACAAUAUCAUUAUCUUGUCACUUUAUUUGGAACAUCUGUACACCUACUCAUUCAUUCGAUUAUUUAAUCAGCCCGUCAUGUGGCAAUGGUGUAGUGUGUAAAAUCAUGCAAAGGACAACAGUUUGGGUAAUGUUGACAUCAGCCAUCAUUAUGGAGAAAAAUAUGAUCAAUAUUUGAGAAUAUUUGCUCAAACCUAAUCAGAUUUCUGUUCUUGGCUGACAUGUGGAACCCAAUGCAGCCUUCUGUUGCUGAUGUUGCUCAUUCACCUCAGCGAUUGAUAUAUUUUUAAGUUCAGAGAUGCUUUUUUGCUCACCACAGGUGGAAAGUUGUAGCUCAGUGGUUAAAGUGUCAGCCUACUGAUUGAAAGGUUGUGAGGUAGAAUCUACGCACCAGCAAGCUGCCACUAUUGGGCCCUUAAGUACAAGCCCCUCAGUUGCUUAGCUGUCUAAUGGAGAUACUGUAAGUGUAAGUUGCUCUGGAUAAGGGUCUCUGCCAGAUGUAAAGAGUGGUUAUUUGAGUUACUAAAUCUUUCAUUCUAUCCGAUCUGGCUAUUUUCCUUUGUUCUCUCUGAUCAACAAGGCAUUUCCACUAACAGAACUGUUGCACUAUUUUUUACACCAUUCUUUGUAAACUCUGAGGACUUUGGCAGUUUAUGAAAUACCCAGAGCUGCCUAUCAAUAGCACAAUAGUUACAAUAACAGUGUCAUGGUUAAAGCCACUGAGAUCACAUUUUUUUUCUUCAUUCUGAUGCUUUUCAUUUGUAUCUGCAUGAUUGUAUUCGUUGUUGUACGUGCUGUAGUACGAUGGGCUCAUUAGAUAAUUGUAUGAAUUAGUAGUUGUAUAGGUAAAUAAACUAAUAAACUGUCCAGCACAGUGAUUUAUGCCUGAUGAAACCGUAUUCAUCAUGUAUAGUUAAGUAUUUUAGAGCAGAAUUGGGCCUCCAGUUUCAGGACAAAUCACAGGUUUAUAUUAUUGUGCUUCUAUCCUGUUAUCACUUUAUAGUAGCAGCUGAUUCACAGGUACUUAAAUAAAGUGAUUAAAGGUCUUGUUUCCCAAGUAAAAUGUGUAAUUGUUGAUGUGUUAAAGCUAAAGUGACUUUUA